AUGUUGAGAUUUCGAAUUUACAUAACUCAGAAGGGGGAAAUUGAAUGGAGUUGUAAGCGGGAAGCUCUUCUUCAGGUUAAUCACACCUCCCAGUUCGAAAAAUUGGAUGCUUCUAAUGUAAUCAGGUAUACUCCGUACGAAUAUGGCAGUGUUAUGCACUACGGGGCAAAUGCUUUUGUUAAAGAAGAGAAGAAAGAUGAAAUCACUAUCAUGCCGAAAAAAAAGAGGUAUCUUCGGACAAUCGGUUCACCAAUUCCAUCAUUAUACGACAUGAUGAUGGUCAACAAAUAUUAUAACUGCAGCGGUGUGUUUAAUUUUGAUAAUCACCUUUGCUUCAAAACAACUGCGCACUCACGUCCGAAGACCAUCCUUGCAAUGUGUUGGACUCUGUGUCGCAGUCAAUGUGCAAUUGAGAUGCAGUAUGUUACCUUUCCCCCUCGAAAAUUCACGGGAAGGGGACUGUAG
This is a messenger RNA of Cooperia oncophora, 465 nucleotides long. Lineage: Eukaryota; Metazoa; Nematoda; Chromadorea; Rhabditida; Trichostrongylidae. The record is from the annotation of a GenBank genome assembly.